Penicillium malachiteum is the source of this 1161-nucleotide messenger RNA. RefSeq lists its product as uncharacterized. The coding region runs from base 1 to 1161 and encodes 386 amino acids. The record is from RefSeq and is a predicted model, not a curated record. The transcript has a single exon. NCBI's taxonomy places the organism in Eukaryota, Fungi, Ascomycota, Eurotiomycetes, Eurotiales, Aspergillaceae.
AUGCCCCGAUGGGGAAGACCACCGGGGGCACGAAUGGGGAGACACAAUGGGGGGAGAGCGAUAUGGGAGGAGGAUACACGGGUGGAGGAGCUGAUCAGCGACAACGAUGAUGUGUUUGGGCGGGAGUUGGUGCGGGGUGCUGGUCGAUACACGCGACAGCAAGAUUAUGGAGCACAGAGCCGAGGGCCGCGCAGGCGGCAGGAGUACGAGUAUGAGGACUGGGAUGAUGGCGAGUCCGUCGUCGAUGGAGGGGACUAUGACUUGAAUGACUAUGGAGAUAGCACAGUGGCUUAUGCGGUUCAGCUGGCCAUGCGCGACAAGGAAGAUCAAUUGGUGGAUCAGGCACUGGAGCGGAUUCGUCGUGCGCAGACAAUGGGCAAGAAGAAUGUGCGACUGUCUAAGCGGGAACUCGCUGCGCUAGAGCGAAAACGUCAGCAGACAAGCAAUGCUGGUGCAGGUCCUAGUGCCAGCGGGACCUCGCGAAGCAGAAAAGGGAGUACAAGUAGCUCGCGCCCAUCGUCUCGACGGAAUGGGCACACUGUUCCCUUGGAGCAGCAACCCCCACAAUCCGGGGUAUAUCCACCUUUUGCGCCGGAUGGUGGAUGGAGUCGACCGUCUAGUUCCUCAUCAGCUCAUCGCCCGCGCACACCAACAAUGCAGCCUUUGCGACCGCAACAAUCCAUGUCCCCGCUGCGACCUCCUUAUACCUCGUUCCCCGACCGGAUGCCUCCCAAUGGUCGGCCACAGUCAAUGCAACAGCCUAUGUUUGCGCGGCCUUUACCUGACGAUCCUCAAUGGGCUCCGCCGUAUUAUAAUCCUAUGCAAAUGAGUCCUUUUGCAGCGGAACCUCCGUACCAACCACAACUUCCUUCCGAUCUUCGGGUUGGACCUCAGAGCCGGAUGAGCUAUCCCACGGGAAUGCCCACGGGACUGUCGCCGAUUCAAGCCCAAACUCGACAAUCGGUUGCCUCGACGCCAGCUGCUACUCCGAUUACUCCGGAGAGUGAGUCGGGGAGUUCAAAAGAGGAGGCGGGAAGCAGUGGUGAAGAUUCGGAUGUGCAGAUUGUGCGUGUGGUGGAGCGUCAGCCUCAACCACAGGCAUCUCCUGGUGUUCAAAGACGUCCAGUUGGAGGUCAAGGUCGUCAAGGAAAAAGUCAAUGA